Staurois parvus is the source of this 298-nucleotide messenger RNA. NCBI's taxonomy places the organism in Eukaryota, Metazoa, Chordata, Amphibia, Anura, Ranidae. The record is from the annotation of a GenBank genome assembly.
AUGUAUGUGAAAUGGUUUGAUACAGUAAUGUUUUACUACGUUAUUUUAGUGAAUGUCACUUUUUGUCACUUUCAAAUUUCCCACCGGUUCCGGCCCCCGUACGUCCCGACUUCGCAGGGGACGGAACCCAGAACACAGAGGCCAGAGGACAUUACAGGGGACACUGCAGGAGGGACAUCGCAGGAGCGCAGGACAAGGUAAGAGAAGAACAGAUCCCAGAGCAGCGCUGCAUUGUAAGCCUGAGUGUAGCUCGGGGUUACCGCUUGUGCUACACUCGGGAAUACCGCCAGGGAGGUUA